This is a messenger RNA of Salvia hispanica, 3446 nucleotides long. RefSeq names its product putative alpha-mannosidase At5g13980. Gene Ontology annotation, molecular function: alpha-mannosidase activity; carbohydrate binding. Gene Ontology annotation, biological process: mannose metabolic process. Lineage: Eukaryota; Viridiplantae; Streptophyta; Magnoliopsida; Lamiales; Lamiaceae. The record is from RefSeq and is a predicted model, not a curated record.
ACCUCCAAAAAUCUAAUUUUGAAGUCAAUUUAUUUACCAUUGGCAUGUCAAAGCGGCAAGCCUUAUCCGCAAUUAAAUAAAACCCACGUUUUUUCCGUUGUUACCAACGCUUACAAUGAUUAUGGGACAAUAGUCUUUCUUGUCCGCUUUUCUGGGGUUGCUCUAUUUGCUCAUUUAGCUGCUGCCUGGGCCGAUUGCAGCUGCCGCGAUCAUGGCAGCCUUUGGGGUUUUAGCGAUGAUGGUCUUGAGUGUGUGUUUUGUGGUGGAGGGGAAGUACAUAGUUUACAACACCUCGGCAGGCGUUGUGCCCGGGAAGAUUAACGUGCAUUUGGUUCCUCACACGCACGACGAUGUUGGGUGGUUGAAGACUGUUGAUCAAUACUAUGUUGGAUCGAAUAACUCCAUCCAGGUCGCCUGUGUGCAGAAUGUGUUGGAUUCAUUGAUUCCAGCGCUGUUGGCUGAUAAAAACCGGAAAUUCAUUUAUGUUGAACAGGCGUUUUUUCAGCGGUGGUGGAGAUGGCAGAGCGAUGAAAUGAAGGAGACGGUGAAGAUGCUAGUUAGCUCGGGUCAACUUGAGUUCAUAAAUGGUGGUAUGUGCAUGCACGAUGAAGCUGCAGCUCAUUACAUUGAUAUGAUAGACCAGACAACACUAGGCCACUGGUACAUUAAACGGGACUUCAAUGUCACUCCUAGAAUUGGUUGGCAGAUUGACCCGUUUGGUCAUUCUGCUGUACAGGCUUAUCUUUUGGGAGCAGAGGUGGGAUUCGACGCUCUAUACUUUGCACGAAUUGAUUACCAAGAUAGAGCCAAGAGGAGUGCUGAGAAGAAGCUUGAGGUUAUCUGGCAGGGUUCCAAAACUCGUGGUUCUUCCUCUCAGAUAUUUACAGGUGCUUUUUAUGCCGGAAAUUAUGAGCCUCCAACUGGAUUUUAUUAUGAAGUCAAUGACGAUUCCCCUAUAGUACAGGAUGACAUUGAGCUAUUUGAUUACAAUGUUCAAGAACGUGUUGAUGCUUUUGUAGCUGCUGCCUAUUUUCAGGCUAAUGUUACUCGUUCGAAUCAUAUAAUGUGGACUAUGGGAACAGAUUUCAAAUAUCAAUACGCACAUACAUGGUUCAGGAAUAUGGACAAGCUCAUACACUAUGUGAAUCAAGAUGGCCGUGUCAAUGCCUUAUAUUCGUCUCCAUCCAUAUACACCGAUGUGAAACAUGCUCUGGAUGAAUCAUGGCCUCCUAAACUUGACGACUACUUCCCGUAUGCUGACCGUAUAGAUGGUUACUGGACUGGAUAUUUUACGAGUAGGCCUACCAGUAAAGGCUUUAUUAGAGAGCUGAGUGGCUACUAUUUGGCAGCAAGACAGUUGGAGUUCUUUCGAGGAAGAAAUAAAUCCGGCCCUACAACUGACUCCUUAGCUGAUGCUUUGGCAAUAGUACAACAUCAUGAUGCAGUUUCUGGUACUGCAAAGCAGCAUGUGGCUGAUGACUAUGCAAAAAGGCUUUCAAUAGGUUAUGAGGAGUCCAAGGAUGUCGUAGCGACUUCCCUUGGUUGUCUAACACAAUCACCAUUUUCUUCAGAAUGCAAAAGUCCUGUCACAAACUUCAACCAGUGCCCACUGCUGAAUAUAAGUUAUUGUCCUGCAACAGAAGUUGAUCUUUCUGUUGGGAAAAAAAUAGCAGUACUUGUUUAUAACCCUCUGGGGUGGAAAAGAACAUCUGUUGUCAGGAUUCCCGUCAUCAACGAGAAUCUCUCCGUAUCAGAUUCUACUGGAAAAUUGAUUUUGUCACAGCUUCUUCCUAUAGUUAAUGCUUCAUUAUCCAUGAGAAAAUUCUAUGCUAGUGCAUAUACAGGUGAAUCGCCUUCGUCCGUUGCCAAAUAUUGGCUUGCUUUCACAGCAGUAGCUCCACCUUUGGGUUUCAGUACUUAUGUGAUCUCAAGUGGUCAAUCUUCUGUUUCGACAAAAUUUGUACCAAACUCCUUUGAUACUGGUGGCAUUGAAGUCGGGCAAGGCAAUUUGAGGCUUAUAUACUCUGGAAAGGAUGGCAAGCUUAUGAAAUACAUUAAUGGAAGAAACUCGGUCAAUGUGUCUCUGGAGCAAUCCUAUAGUUAUUAUGUUGGGAGUACUGAUGAACUUCAGGCUUCUGGAGCAUAUAUUUUUCGUCCUAAUGGCACAUACACAAUACAGUCUGAAGAAAAGAUUCCUCUCACAGUACUUAGAGGCCCACUCUAUGAUGAAGUUCAUCAGACAUUUAGUUCGUGGGUAUAUCAGACUACAAGAGUUUACAAAGAGAAGGAACAUGCUGAGGUUGAAUUUACUGUUGGACCCAUACCCAUAGACGAUGGAAAGGGAAAAGAGAUUGUGACAAAACUCAAAACCAUGAUAGGAAACAACAAAGCAUUCUAUACAGACUCAAAUGGACGCGAUUUUCUGGAGCGGAUUCGAGACUACAGAACUGACUGGGACCUUCAAGUCAACCAGCCAAUUGCUGGAAAUUACUACCCUAUCAAUCUUGGAAUUUACAUCAAAGACGAUAGCACAGAGAUGUCAGUUUUGGUGGAUCGGUCGGUUGGGGGAUCAAGUAUUAUUGAUGGUGAAGUCGAGAUAAUGCUGCACAGGAGACUGCUAAAGGAUGAUGGUAGAGGUGUUGAUGAGGCUCUAAAUGAAACCGUCUGUGCUCUUGAUACAUGCACGGGAUUAUCUGUCCAAGGAAAGUACUAUCUCAGAUUUGAUCCACUUGGAGAGGGAUCCAAGUGGCGUCGAUCGGUUGGACAGGAGAUAUACUCACCUUUCCUUCUGGCCUUCAGUGAGCAGGAUGAUAAGUGGACAAAUUUUCCAACACCAACUUUUUCAGCCAUGGAUCCUUCUUACAGCCUACCUGACAACGUUGCAAUUAUAACACUCCAGGAGCUUCAAGACGGCGCUGUUCUCCUCCGUUUGGCACAUCUAUACGAGGUUGGAGAGGACAAGGACUUAUCUAGCUUGGCAACUGUGGAACUGAAGCGAGUUUUUCCACAUCGGAAGAUCAAUAAAAUCAAGGAAAUGAGUCUAUCUGCCAACCAAGAAAGAGCAGAAAUGGAGAGGAAAAGACUGUCUUGGAAAGUAGAAGGCUCUGACACAGGACACCCCUCUGAUUCCAGAGGGGCCCCUGUAGAUCCCGUGAAGUUGGUAGUCGAGCUUGCCCCCAUGGAAGUACGGACAUUCAUCCUCGACUUAGACUCAGAUAUCAUCCAGUACUCCACGAGGUGAAUGAAGUGAACGUGGAUGCAUCAUAAGGCUGAGAAGUUUCAGCUGUUUUUGUGGUGAGAUGUGAUAAUUGUUGCUUUGUUGUCUCCAUCUCUCUAUUGUUGUUGCCUUGAGAAAACAUGGAUAAGUUUCUUGUGUUGUAAUAACUGAAAGUGUAAAUUGUGUAACAUGGCUUUUUUCAUGCAAUAUAUCAAGGCGUCAAGAUCAA